This is a messenger RNA of Dovyalis caffra, 759 nucleotides long. NCBI's taxonomy places the organism in Eukaryota, Viridiplantae, Streptophyta, Magnoliopsida, Malpighiales, Salicaceae. The record is from the annotation of a GenBank genome assembly.
AUGGAUUCACCCUCCAAACCAUUCUCUCUUGUAUCUCAUGAUAUUCUAGUUCUCUUAGCCAGUUUAGGGCUUUUUCUACCAUCUGUUCGAUGUGGUUCAGAUUUUACCACCUUGGUAUACAAGAAAUGUUCGAACCACACAUACACAGGCUCCACCGAGUCUCACUCACAAACCCUUUCCUCUCUUUUUCAAGAACUCUUACCACAAUCCUCUAAUUACAAGUUCUUUAAAAGCACAGCCGGCGACGAAAAUAUCGGCAUUUCUGCUUUCUUUCAAUGCCGAAAUGAUUUAAGCAAGGACGAUUGCCAUAAAUGUGUGAACACACUUCCUAAGCGAAAAAAGGUGGUGGCUAUUGGCUUCGAAGAGUUAAAGAAUGCAGCGUUUGCAGCAAUGGAGAGUGCGGUGGUGAAUGAUGGAGGAUUCUACGAAACAAAUUAUGAGAAUUUGCAUGUUAUGGCACAGUGUCAGGGUGAUUUAGGGGGUUGUGAUUGCGGUGAAUGUAUAAGUACUGCAGUGCAAAUUGUUGAGGAGAAAUGUGGGAGCUCAAUUUCUAGCCAAGUUUAUAUGGACAAGUGCUUUAUGAGCUAUACUUACUAUCCAGAUGGGAUACCUGCAGGCAAUUCACACCCAGAAAAAGAAAGCAAAUCUGGAAAGAGUAAUGGGAAACUUGUAGCAAUCGUUUUGGGAGGGGCAGCAGUUUUGGGAGUUGGAUUCAUCUUGUUGAAGCUCAUAUCGCGCGGCAAGGAAGAGGAUAUAUAG